AUAUUGGAGCCCCAAGGGUUCAUGGGUAGCGUAUUUACAAAGGAGCUCUCGCCAGCCCGUGCCACUGCUGCUAAUGAGCGCCGUCAUUAAGUAAAUGAGACGUCGUCGCGGCAGCGAGCUGGCUUCGGAGUCUCACUCUGAGGGGACAAGGUAUUUAAUUGAGCCGCUGGGUCCCCCACAUGUGACCCCGGGAGGAGGCAGCUGCCUUGCUCCAGCUCCUGCACCCCCAUGUAAAUUUCAUGAUUGCUUUCCAUGAUGUCAUUUUGAGCAGGACAGACAAUAGCUGCAGGGAAGAAAAUGAGUUCCGGGGUGAGCUGCUGAACCAGAGGUGGACCCAUAGCGACAAGAACAGCAGCUCCAGGACCUCCCAAAGCCUUCUGGACAGACACCACAAGGGCACUGGACACUCCGGAGCACGCUGCACCAUCUUCCCUCCUGGGUCGUUCUGCAGGAGAGAGAUGAGCUUGGAGAAUGAGGACAAGCGGGGGCGCACGCGGUCCAAGGCCAGCCGAGCACCCCUUGAGACCACAGGCACAGACCUCAGCUGCCCCACCCCGGGCUGCACGGGCUCAGGACACGUCCGGGGAAAGUACUCCAGGCACCGGAGCUUGCAGAGCUGCCCCCUGGCCAAGAAGCGGAGGCUGGGGGGAGCCGAGGCAGAGCACCUGGUGGCCAAGCGGAAGCCGCAGCCCCUGAAGCUGGCUUUGGAUGAGGGAUAUGGUGUGGACAGUGACAGCAGCGAGGACGCCGAGGUGAAGGACGCCUCUGUCUCCGACGAGUCGGAAGGAACUCUGGAGGGGGAUGAGGCGAAGCUGUCCACGCAGGAGGGGACACAGCGCCCUGAGCCAGCUGAAGGAAGGAGCCCAGAUGCGACCCCGUUUGCGCUCAGCCCCCAAGGCAGCCCGGCGAGCGCUCCCAAGGGAGGCUACAGCAGUUACCAGGAGAUCAUCGCCACAUCCCUCCUCCACCUGGGUCGGAUCGCGGAGGGGACUCUAGCUGCUGAGGACCAGGGCCAGCCGGAGGCUGAGGACGGGGCGGCGAGUCGAGAGGGCGAGAAGGACGUCUUCAUUCAGCCCGAGGACGCCGAAGAGGUCGUUGAGGCCACCGGGGAGCAGCCCCAGGAGCUGGGAAGGGAUGUUCUCUCACCUGGUCACCGCGCCCUCUCCUUCCCUUCAGACUCUUCAAGAGCUGAGAAGCGGGAGAUCAAGUGCCCGACUCCUGGCUGUGACGGCACGGGCCAUGUCACCGGCUUGUACCCGCACCACCGCAGCCUGUCUGGCUGCCCCCACAAGGACAGGAUUCCCCCAGAGAUCCUGGCCAUGCACGAGAAUGUGUUGAAGUGCCCCACACCUGGCUGCACGGGGCAGGGCCACGUGAACAGCAACCGAAACACCCACCGCAGUUUGUCCGGCUGCCCCAUCGCUGCUGCUGAGAAGUUAGCCAAAUCCCACGAGAAGCAGCAGCCGCAGCCGGGAGACGCCACCAAAAGCAGCUCCAAUUCCGACCGGAUCCUCAGGCCCAUGUGCUUCGCGAAGCAGCUGGAGACCCCUUCGUACGGGAGCUACCGGCCCAGUGUGGCCCCCAGCACGCCCAGGGUCAACCUGGCCAAGGAGCUGGAGAAGUUCUCCAAGGUCACCUUUGACUACGCAAGUUUCGACGCUCAGGUUUUCGGCAAACGCAUGCUUGCCCCAAAGAUUCAGACCAGCGAGACCUCACCAAAAGCCUUUAAAUGCUUCGACUACUCGCAUGAUGCCGAGGCUGCUCACAUGGCUGCCACAGCCAUCCUGAACCUCUCCACACGCUGCUGGGAGAUGCCUGAGAACCUCAGCACCAAGCCGCAGGACCUGCCAGGAAAGCCCGUGGACAUUGAGGUGGACGAGAACGGGACCCUGGACCUGAGCAUGCACAAGCACCGCCGGCGUGACGGCACCCUCCCCGGCAGCAGCAGCCCGGGCAUGAAGUCACCGGAUGUGGCCCCACGCCAAGGCAGCGCCAGCACCACCAGCAGCUCCAUGACCUCGCCCCAGUCCAGCCAGGCCUCCCGCCAGGAUGAGUGGGACGGGCCCCUGGACUACACCAAGGCCAGUCGCCUGCGUGAGGAGGAGCCGGAGGAGUCUGAGCCAGCAGCCCGUUCUUUUGCUUCUUCUGAAGCAGAUGACCAAGAGGUGUUGGAGGAGAGCUUCGAGGAGCGGAAGUACCCAGGGGAAGUCACCCUGACCAACUUCAAGCUGAAGUUUCUCUCCAAGGACAUAAAGAAAGAGCUGCUCACCUGUCCCACCCCCGGCUGUGAUGGCAGUGGCCACAUCACCGGAAACUAUGCCUCCCACCGCAGCCUUUCUGGUUGCCCUCUUGCUGACAAGAGCCUCAGAAACCUCAUGGCUGCCCACUCUGCUGACCUCAAGUGCCCCACGCCUGGCUGCGAUGGCUCCGGCCACAUCACGGGGAACUACGCCUCACACCGGAGCCUGUCAGGCUGCCCUCGAGCCAAGAAGAGCAGCCUCAAGACCACGCCCACCAAGGACGACAAAGAGGACCCUGAGCUGAUGAAGUGCCCGGUUCCCGGCUGCGUGGGGCUCGGCCACAUCAGUGGCAAGUAUGCUUCUCACAGGAGCGCGUCUGGCUGCCCGCUGGCUGCCCGCAGGCAGAAAGAGGGGUCCCUCAAUGGCCCAUCCUUCUCUUGGAAGUCGCUGAAGAACGAGGGGCCCACCUGCCCUACACCAGGGUGUGAUGGCUCUGGCCAUGCCAACGGGAGCUUCCUCACCCACCGGAGCCUCUCUGGCUGUCCCAGAGCAACUCUUGCUGGAAAGAAGGGAAAACUCUCAGGGGAUGAGAUUCUUAGCAGUAAAUUCAAGACGAGUGAUGUGCUUGAGAAUGACGAGGAGAUCAAACAACUGAACAAGGAGAUCCACGACCUCAGCGAGUCCAACUCAGAGAUGGAGGCCGCCAUGGUGAAGCUGCAGUCCCAGAUCUCCUCCAUGGAGAAGAACCUCCGGACCAUUGAGGAGGAGAACAAGCUCAUCGAGGAGCAGAACUCGGCCCUGCUCCUGGAGCUGUCCGGCUUGAGCCAGGCCCUCAUCCAGAGUCUCGCUGAUAUCCGCCUUCCCCACAUGGAGCCGAUCUGUGAGCAGAAUUUUGAUGCUUACGUGAGCACCCUGACCAACAUGUACACGGACCGCGACUGCUACCGGAACCCGGAAAGCAAGGCCCUCCUGGAGAGCAUCCAACAGGCCGUCAGGGGCAUCCAGGUCUAGUGCGGCCGGCAGGCUGGGGCCCUACUCCCCGGGCCCCACUCUGCCUGUCCGAGGGGGUGCAGGCUUGCGGGGGGUGCGGGCCGAUCCAAAGGGGUGUCUCUGGGCCAGUGCUCCAGAGGCCCGCUGGGGCCCAUGGCCCCUGAGUGUUCCCAAGUGAUGUGCGUUUGCAUUUGGAAUGACAUCUGCAGAGCGGUUCGGAGUCUACCAGGUUCUCAGGGAAGCUUCUGGAGUCAUGCCUCGGUAUUCCUCCUUGCUAGCGGCUGGAGGCCCCCCGCACCUGUGCUGGGCUGCGUGUGCUCGUGCUCCGGCCACCGUGUCAUUUGGUUCCGUUUUGCGUUCCGAACCGAAUAAGCCUGUCCCACGAGGAAAUGGGGGAAUGGGCCUCCCAGAGGCGCUCUGCCUGUGGCCUGGCACCUCGGGAGGCAACUUGGGCCGGCCAAAUCCCAGUGGGAAACUGCAAAGAUUCCAUUUCUUUUUAGAAUCCACUUCAGAUGAAGGAAGGAAGGGGGGAAAAAAAGAGAGGCAAAUUUUAAUUUAACGUGUUAAAAACACAAUGUUCCUACAUGUAAAUAGCGUCCAAAUGGAUUGUGACUGCAAUUCCGAGUUAGUCUUUACAAGUAGAGGCAUUGCUCUUCCUGGAAGAAAUACCAAGUAGUUAGUUUAAUUAUUCUGUAAAUUAUUUAAUUUUGUCACGGUGUAAGUAUAUUCCCAAACUCCUUUGUUGGCGUUCAAUAUUUAUUUCACAUUUUUAUUUAUUAAUUUUAUACUAUUUUAAUCAGACCACUCCCCACCCUUUGCGCACCCCUCCUCCCCCCCAAGGGCACCAUGAGAGGGAGAUGAAUGGAAUGGGAGCAAAAAUACCAGUUCAACAUGAGAUAGGCCACACGGGAAAAUAUCUUCAUAUAACUCCUAGUUAUAAUUUUGAUGCAACCAAGUUAUUUUUAUAUAUUUUGUUAUUUAUUCUUUUAAUAAUGGAAUUUUUAAAAAAGUAUUUUGUAAUUGAGGGAUUUUGAUAAUUUGGGGCUUUUCCCCCCUGGCCCAAUGGAGAGAGAGACACGCGAUGGUUUUCUUUUUCCUGCCUGGGUCCCUUUCGUUUCGGCACCUCCAGCAGAUGGCGCCCUGCGCUCCGGCUUGUUCCCGGGCGGCGGCGCGUGCGCGUGCGCGUCCUCUCGCCAGGAGGUUUUGUCCUGACUGCGUCGUGCUUCUGCUAAGGAAUACUGCCAACUGUAGUACCAGCCGCCUCCGCGUGGCGGCAGGUCCCCCUGUCCCGACAGCUCUAAUACUGUGACCCUCCUGCCUCAGGAAACGUGUUACACCCACAGCACUUCAUGAUGAACUUGCAGGGUGAUUUCCUAAUAAAAGUCCAUUUCUGAUUGU
Messenger RNA from Echinops telfairi (small Madagascar hedgehog), 4628 nucleotides. It is a transcript of the gene MYT1, whose product is annotated as myelin transcription factor 1. Bases 240 to 3251 code for a protein of 1003 amino acids. Gene Ontology annotation, biological process: regulation of transcription by RNA polymerase II. The record is from RefSeq and is a predicted model, not a curated record. Gene Ontology annotation, cellular component: nucleus. The transcript is spliced from 24 exons. NCBI's taxonomy places the organism in Eukaryota, Metazoa, Chordata, Mammalia, Afrosoricida, Tenrecidae. Gene Ontology annotation, molecular function: DNA-binding transcription factor activity, RNA polymerase II-specific; RNA polymerase II cis-regulatory region sequence-specific DNA binding; zinc ion binding.